GCAGCUGUUCUUCUGUAAACAUGGCGUCCGUAACAACAGCCACCUCGGAGUGGAUCCAGUUCUUCAAAGAUGCUGGGAUACCUGCUGGUCUGGCUGUCAACUAUGCCUUGUCUUUUGUGGACAACAGGGUCCAGAAAAACAUGCUGAUGGACCUCAGUAAGGAGAUCAUGAUGGACCUGGGCAUCACUGUCAUCGGUGACAUUAUUGCCAUCCUCAAACACGCCAAACAGGUCUACCGACAGGACAUGUGCAAAAUGGCCACACAGUCCAUAACCUCAGGACAGUCCAGCGUUCAGACCGAACUCCGAAGAACUGCCAACACCCCCGCCACACGUAUGAUUGCCAACGCCUUGAGCCGCGACUCACCGCCAAACACACCAGCCCAUCACCCUGACAACCGGGCAAUCUCUGUGACAGUGUCCAACAAACAGGCCAAAGGUGGCAAAGCAGUGCUGAGCCGGCCUGCUGACGAGGGGAACGGUCUGCCGGUGAAGCGUCGGCGCGUGACUGCAGAGAUGGAAGGCAAGUACAUCAUCAACAUGCCCAAAGGCACCACGGCACGCACCGCCCGAAUCCUGGCCCAGCAGGCCAAGAAAGGGAGCAAGCGGAUGUCUGUGUUUGAGCGACUGGGAGCCGAGUCCAAGGCAGAUACCACCACAGGCAGCAGCAAGGCCACGGGUGUGUUCAGUCGUCUGGGCCGAACAGACGGCGCGGAGGAGGAGCAGGGAACUGCAGGAAGGGUUGAUGUAGACGGAGUGGAAGAGGAGGAGGAGGAUGAGGAUGAUAGUGACGGAGAGGGUUCGGUCUUACAGUACGCUGGCGUCCUCAAGCGACUCCCACCCUCCCAGAAGAAAGAGCCUGUAGCCCCCAAGCUGGCCCCCACCACCCUCCGCCGCCUGGGAGGGAAAUUCAAACUCCCCCCCACUGAUUCUCCCUCCUCCUCGUCCUCUUCCUCCCCCGACGGCCUCCCCCCUGCCAAGCUCAGCGUGCUUCAGAGACUGGGCAAGCCCUCUGCCUCCCCACCGCCUGCCGACACCCAGGACAGCCGGGUGACCAGCACCAGAAAUAAGGCCCGGCCAGGCCUGGCCCUGGCUAGCCCCAAGGUCAGCAGCAGCACCAGGGCUGGGGGAGAGAGUUUUGGGGCUCAGAUGGACGUAGGGUCAGUCAAUGUCUUUAAGAGACUAGGCAGCAGGAGGACCUAACACAUAUCAGGUCAUGUCUAGACUUAAACCCUACUUUUUUAUUAUUUGGUAUUAUUCCCCUUACGUGUUGGAGUCAUGAAAAGCAUUUUGUUAUUAUAUCCAACCUUAGAGGUUUGAGACGACCACUGCAAUCGGCCUGGGUGAAUGAACAUUUUGGAUGUUUCAUCAGGUUUUGAAAGGUAAGUUUAGGUUCUAUAGGCAUAAAUUUGACCCAUCCGAGCUAACUACAUUUUUAGGUCAAGACACAUUUUCUCCAUGCUGCUGUUCCUCUGCCAAUCAAGGAGAUUAAACCUUCUGCACCCAUCUCCAGCGUUUAGUUGUAUUGUUUUAUGCUAUUGUUAUGGCAUGGAACCAACACUGGCCUCUUGACCUCAUAUGCCUCCAGUUGGGGAUGCCAUCCACAGUACAAAACAGAGGUCUGUAUUGUAGGCUUUUACAGAGAGCUGCUUCUAGUGAAGUUGGCCAAGUGACACAAUGGAUUGUUGGAAUGCACAAUGUAACGUUAUUCCUCAUAUCACGUAAGCACUCACCUCACUUGGGCCGUGACGACCUGGUACAGGAGAAGUACAGUCCACUGCUAAGACUUUAAUGCUGUAACUCUGGCCCUAGACUGGACAGCAGCAACUGGCAAACAAGUACAUCAAUGAACCUCUCAACCCACAAGCAAGAGAAUCUCAUCACCUCAUUUUAUAUGAACUGUAUCUGUAGAAAUGUGUAAAUGCAUAUUGCUUGAUGAUUUCUACCUUUUUUGAAGGCUCCACCGCCACAUUGAUCCUCUGGUUGUGUACAGCCAUCUGCUUGAAAGCCAAGAGAUUCCCCCCCCGGGGCUUAUUCAGUACGUAGAAAUGUAACGUAUAGAGCUCACAUGCUUCUCUUGUUAGUCAACUAAAGCAUCAUGUUAGUUCUGCACCAUACCCUUUCUAUCUAAAUGUGUAAUGUGCUUUCCUCUAUAAGCCCCUGGUUUGUCAUAAUUCAGCAUGGUAUAGGAACUGAUAUGUAAUGUCCCCUUGAUAUUGAUGCAAUACUUAGCAGGUGUUCACCCAACACAAUGUCAUUUUGAGACUGUCUUUUAUUUAUUUUUUAUUAAACUUCACACCGGAACUUUG
Oncorhynchus masou masou (cherry salmon) is the source of this 2308-nucleotide messenger RNA. RefSeq lists its product as uncharacterized. Gene Ontology annotation, cellular component: nucleus. The record is from RefSeq and is a predicted model, not a curated record. NCBI's taxonomy places the organism in Eukaryota, Metazoa, Chordata, Actinopteri, Salmoniformes, Salmonidae.